This is a messenger RNA of Rhizopus microsporus ATCC 52813, 834 nucleotides long. RefSeq lists its product as uncharacterized. NCBI's taxonomy places the organism in Eukaryota, Fungi, Mucoromycota, Mucoromycetes, Mucorales, Rhizopodaceae. The record is from RefSeq and is a predicted model, not a curated record. The transcript is spliced from 8 exons. Gene Ontology annotation, cellular component: SAGA complex; DUBm complex. Gene Ontology annotation, molecular function: transcription coactivator activity. Bases 1 to 834 code for a protein of 277 amino acids. Gene Ontology annotation, biological process: positive regulation of DNA-templated transcription; regulation of transcription by RNA polymerase II.
AUGAAUAACAACAACAACAGUAAAAAGCCAGUUCAGCCAAAUAAGGAAAACGAUAAAGAAGCGGGCAAUAUUCUAUUCAAGAGAUUAUUGUCUGACAAACUAAAUACGAUCGAUGAUCUAAAGCAUGCUCAGGCCAACUUGGAAAAGAAUAUGAAAUACACUCAUAAACCCUCAAAGGCAACACUGGCAUUCACAUUGGCUGAAGAUUUAAUAAACGAGUGCAUCUAUAACGUUGUCAUGGAUGCACAUCGAGAAAUAAAAAAAGAAAACAGCAUCUGUCAAAUAUGCCAAACAAAAUGCAAGCAUUAUGUCAAAAAACCUGGACUGGACAUUUGGGGGAAGAGUUAUAAUGCUAGUACUUUACCCUUUUAUGAAUGUGCAAACUGUCAAAAGUCAAUAUCGGCUACAAGAUAUGCUCCUCAUCUAGAGAAAUGCUUGGGUCUAUCAGGUAGACAGUCUAGUCGUGUGGCUAGUAGGAGGAUACAGAAUGCAGAGCAUGCUUCCUUAUUCAUUUGGCAAUUUCCGUUGAACACAGGUGCUAACGUGUUCAAGCGUUUCAAGAGAGAAGAUUUGAAACCAGGUGAAAGUGCUUGUUGUCCCUAUACUGUCUAUGAUUGUGUCAAAUCAGGCAAUAAGGGUGACAUUGUUGAUUUUGCAUUUCAUACUAAAGUCAAUGGUGUCCAAAGUGAUUCCUUUACUCUGACUGUCCCUGGCGGUGGAUGGCUUAAUGUUAACGGAGAUGACAGAUUUGACCUUAGUUACGAAGCAUUUAAUCCUGAUGGUAGCCAUUUUAAUUCUCAGUAUUUAAAGGGUGUUCACUACACGUUUAACUAG